AUGUCCGCCUUCUUCUACAAUCAGCAACAGCACCAGCAACACCCCCAUCAACACGGUGCCCACAUGCAAACAAAUCACCACGGUCGCUCGCGCCGAGCCCCGAAAAUGGCUGCUCAGACUGCCCAGCGGCAAUUCCGAGGAGUCAAGAGCAUGCGGGAACUGGCAGAAGCUCCGGCCGUUACGGCUUUCCGGGCGAGAUUCGAGGCUGGACGCUCGUUCGAUUUGGACGACGACCUCGAGUUCUGCCCUGGUCUCCUGACCGAGGAUGAUCUUCACUCAAUUCACUCCGCUUCUUCCGACCGGUCUUCUCUGUCCAGCGGCUCGCCUGACACCUCGCCUCUGCAGCACCAAAUCCAGCCGGUGCAACAGGUUACACCGUCCAUCUCCCUCUCUCCUGCCUCGACCAACUCUUACAUCCACGCUGGUGUGGGUAAUCCUAAUCAGGUUAGCUUCCAGCAGCCUGGAAACCGGACCCGCAAAGUCAUUCCGAUCGUCAACCCCAACACCGGAAUGACCUUGUCGAGCCCGCCCACAUCGAUCUCCCCAGCGAUGAUGCAGGCUGCGCAGCGUCGAUGGUGA
Molecule: messenger RNA, 579 nt
Organism: Penicillium alfredii
Lineage: Eukaryota; Fungi; Ascomycota; Eurotiomycetes; Eurotiales; Aspergillaceae
Product: DUF4452 domain-containing protein
Exons: 2
Coding region: 1-579 (192 amino acids)
Source: RefSeq, a predicted model, not a curated record